Tetranychus urticae (two-spotted spider mite) is the source of this 2311-nucleotide messenger RNA. RefSeq names its product dnaJ homolog subfamily B member 12. The record is from RefSeq and is a predicted model, not a curated record. Lineage: Eukaryota; Metazoa; Arthropoda; Arachnida; Trombidiformes; Tetranychidae. Gene Ontology annotation, cellular component: endoplasmic reticulum membrane. Gene Ontology annotation, molecular function: Hsp70 protein binding. Gene Ontology annotation, biological process: cellular response to misfolded protein.
AACGAAAAGUCUAAUGAUUAAAAAGCUCAAUAAUUUUGUUAAUUUCUAUGCUUAUUAAAUGAAAAAUAUGUGACAAUUUUACGAUUUAAAAGUGCGAUAGAAUCAGUGAGAAUUGUUUUCAUGUGUAUUCUGUUCUGUGUUGUUUUUUAAUAUUGGUUAGUGUCCUGAGUCUAAAAGAGUUGCAGACUGAUUUACCCUGGAAUAUUGUUAUGAAUUGAUUGUUUCAAGUAAUAAUUUGUGAACCGAAUCCUGAUUAAUUAAUUAGUUUGAAUGGAAUAAUAUUCGGUAGAUCGAUUAAUGUUGGAUACGUAAUGCGAGAUUCACUUGUUUCUUGGUUACACAAAUCCAGUUAUUUUUGACGGAUCCGACUUACACUAUUACUCGUCAUUAGUGUCUGCGCACUAGUCUGACCUUAUACUUACAAUACUUUAAGCGUAUUGAUUAGACUGAAUAUAAUUUUUACUUGUUUUCUAUUUGUAAUGUGCAAUCUUAAAUCAUUAUUUAUUUUGGUUAUAAAUAAUUAUUAACACAUUGGUACUAUAGAAAGUCAGAAUCUUCUAUUCAUCUUUAUUGGCCUACCAGGCUCAAUCAGUAUCCACUAAUAUUAGUUAUACAUUGUAAUACAGUUUUUAUUAUUUGUCGAAAGGCAUUGUCAAUCUUCAAAAAAUGGUUAGUAGUGGAUCAGGUGCAUCUACAUCAUCAUCGUCUAAUGCAACAUCUAGUUCAACAUCUGAAGCAUCAAGCGAGUAUACACAAGAACAGUUAGAGGCUGUCCGCAAAAUUAAACGUUGUAAAAAUCAUUAUGAAUUAUUAGGAGUUGGUAAAGAAUUUACGGAAGCUGAAUUAAAGAAACAAUAUCGUAAAUUGGCCUUACAAUUUCAUCCAGACAAGAAUAAAACUCCAGGAGCCUCAGAGGCUUUCAAAGCAAUAAGUAACGCUUUUGUAAUUCUUUCUGAUCCUGAGAAAAAAAGACAAUAUGAUCUUUAUGGUCCUGAAGACGGAUCAUCUAAUCGAUCGCAUAACCACACACGUACUAGAACAACUGUUUUUACCGAUAAUGGAUUCUUUGAAUAUAAUCGUGGUUUUGAUAGUGAUGUGUCAGCUGAAGAACUGUUCAAUAUGUUCUUUGGAGGUGGCAAUGUAUAUCUUCGCCGAAAUAAUCGUUAUGCUAGUUCAAGGGCCCAAACUCAGUCACCACAACAAGAACCAAGUGGCUUUGGUGUCCUCAUCCAAAUGUUACCAGUGUUGUUCCUUGUAUGCCUUUCUGUGAUGAGCUCAUUCUUUGUCUCUGAUCCAGCAUUCAGUUUACAAAGAACCCUAAAAUAUUCUCAUGAAAGAGUUACAUCUUCUUUCAAGGUCCCAUAUUAUGUAAAGGAUAAUUUUGAAACCGAUUAUAAAAAUAAUUUAAGACGCAUAGAAGCAUUAGUUGAAGAAGAGUAUAUCACUAACCUCAGAGCAGCUUGUUAUCGAGAAAAAAAUCAUCGCGACGCCAUGCUUUGGAGAGCUAGAAGUUAUGGGGAUAAAGAACUGGAGGAAAAGGCCAGAGCCUAUAAAUUAAAUUCUUGUACCAAAUUCAACGAGAUGCAAGAACAUUUUAGAUACUAUUGAUCCGUUUUUUGGAUAACUAUUUAAAUGGACUAUUAGGAGAGCGAUUUUCUUACCAUUUCACCUAGAUUUGUUGAUAAUUUAUUGUUUUAAUACAUUGUCAGUGAAUGAAGUACGAUGAAUUGACAAGAAAAUGAAAACUUCAUAUGGUCUUUAUAUAUCACAAUAAUAACUUUAAUAGAGAUGAUAAUUCUUACAGAUGAUCUCCUUUGAAGGAUUUGAUUACAAGUUUUGCUCACAAUGCGGAAAAUUAUAAUUUCAGACUAAACUACAAUCUUUGUGUCAUCAACUUUCAAAGGAUCUGAUCUAUUCUUCAUUCAACCUGCAGAAACAUCUUAAACAAGCAAAACAACACAUUCACAAACAAAAUACCAAGUGAUUUUGUACAUAUUGUUUAAUAAGUAGAUUUUUCGUCUACUCAACUAUUCACCUUCUGUCAAAACUCACCCUUUGUCCCAUCAAAGUUUAUAGUGAGGCGCACGGUGAAAAGACAAGGAGGAAGCUAAUUGAAUAACCAAUUUUCCAAUUGAUUAUCAAUUUUAAUUCCCAACAAGUGCAUCCUUUUCUUGUCCACAAUUCCUCUCCUUUCUACUUUUUUUCUUCUCACUCUGUGUAAUUAGUUGUUUUUCUCAAGUUGAUUUCAUAAAUAUAUAUAUAUAUAAAAAGUGAACCAAUCAAUUUUUUUGAAUCACUUGUUGACACAAUU